AUGGAGAUCGGCCACGCCGCCAAGCCGGUUCGCGAGGACCGCAUCAGCAAGCUCGAUGACGCCGUGCUCGGCCACGUCCUCUCCUUCCUCCCGUCCAAGCAGGCGGCGCGCGCCGCCGCGCUCUCGUCCCGGUGGCGCGACGCCUUCGCCGGCGUCCACACCGUCUCUAUCGAGGAGCCGGAGGCCUCCGUCCCCACCUACGACGAUGACGACCGUCACCGCUACAGCCACGACCACGGCUCAAACAAGGACCUCCACCUGCCGUCGCACUUCGGGGCCACGAUCACCGCCGCCAUCGUCGCCCGUCACCGCAGCCCGGCAGCCACGCCGCCGCUGCGCGCGCUCCGCGUCGCCUUGCACGACUACAAGUACCGUGACUCCGUCACGGUGGACCAGUGGAUCUCCUACGCCCUGAAGCAGGCAGGGUCGGCGCUCGAGCUUGAUCUCCGCCUCAGGUGCCUGCCCAUCUACUGCCGCCGCGCCCAUGACGAUGGCGGUGACGAUGACACCGCCUCAUCCAAAUACGGGAAUGUUGUUCCAGAUUCCUCAGUACAAGUGCACAUGGAAAGUUAUUUUCUGUACACCGUCCCGAGGGGUCUCUUCUCCAGCUCAGCGCUGCGAACGCUCCGCAUCGGGCCAUGCAGGCUAUCCCCGCCGUCCGCCAUCAGUCUGCCUUCCCUCGUCGAGCUCCUCCUCAGCCGCGUCCCUGACGGCGAAGAGGAGGUGCGGAGGCUCAUCUCCGCCUGCCCGCGCCUCGCCGACCUCACUCUCGAGUCCUGCGGCACGGUAACCGCGCUCUCCUUCCCGGACGCGCCGCGCCUGCGCAGGCUCGUCCUGCGAUGCUGCCACAACCUGGCCAGCGUCAUCAUCGACGUGUCAGAGCUCCGCGCCUUCGAGUACCGCGGCGCCGUUCCCGAUGUCUCGUUCCUGACCAUGUUCGGCGCCAAUGGCUGGUUCCUCACCAUGCCGUCGCUCACGUCGUGCAACGUCGACAUCUGCAGCGGUGAGAUUUCGGCCCCGGAGAAGCUCUCCAGGCUCACGGCUUUCCUCUACCAGUUCGCGUCUGCGAAGCACCUGCGCCUGAGGUCCGAGCGCCUUUGCCCCAGCAUCGGUGACGACACCGUCACAAGGCUCCCGACGUUCCGGAACCUCCAACACCUCGAGCUUUGGGGGCACCUGCCGACCGACGACGAUGCAGCCGACAUCAUCAGCACGACAAGCAGGAUUCUCCGCCACGCGCCAAACCUGGAGGUGCUCUCGUUCGUUUUCGAGACGGGGACUAGGACUGACGCCGACAAGGAUGGGCCGCUCCCACACGGCCGCUACAAUUGCAAGGAGGAGGAGCUCCUCGACGCGCACCGUCUCCGGUACAACCGGUACAGUGUCCUCGACGCACCGACCGGCGGUGCCAGGCUCCCUUGCUUGGCGAACCGGGUAAGGGAGAUAAACCUAGUGCAUUACCAGGGAGGCAGGGCGCAGAGGAAGCUGGCUAAGUUCUUGCUAUGCAACGCUUGGGUCAUGGACGAGCUGUGGUGCCAGUUCGCCGAGGGGCCCCUGUGGAUGCAGACCGAAUUGAUGCGAGAGAUGAAAAGCUGGGUGACGAACAAGAAUGCCAACACGGUCUUUCGCUAA
Lolium perenne is the source of this 1632-nucleotide messenger RNA. RefSeq names its product F-box/LRR-repeat protein At4g14103-like. Gene Ontology annotation, molecular function: protein binding. Lineage: Eukaryota; Viridiplantae; Streptophyta; Magnoliopsida; Poales; Poaceae. The record is from RefSeq and is a predicted model, not a curated record.